Messenger RNA from Patella vulgata (common limpet), 3609 nucleotides. RefSeq lists its product as uncharacterized. The record is from RefSeq and is a predicted model, not a curated record. Bases 668 to 1651 code for a protein of 327 amino acids. The transcript is spliced from 6 exons. NCBI's taxonomy places the organism in Eukaryota, Metazoa, Mollusca, Gastropoda, Patellidae.
UUCCCUACACAAAUUCUGUAGUGUAUUGUAUCCGGUAGAUAGUUUAUUAAUAGUAGCCAUUAGCUCAUUCCAGUAUUAGUGAUUUAUCUUCAGUAGACUAGACAGCUGUCCUGCACUACUAACAAGGAGAAGUCACACUGGAAAAUCCUGAUGAACUUUCUCGGCCAUACCAGGAUCGCACAUGCAACCUCCAAGUAGCGAGCCAUUGUCAUACCCACUUAGCCACCAUGGCUCCACACCAACAUCAAAGGAUGACAUCUGUAUUUUAAAUAAAGAUCAACAGUUGAGUACCAUGUAAGACGGUAAUUAUACAUUGUGCAUUUUAUAAACCAAGACUUGCAGAUUUAGAUACUGUACAUAAAUAGCAAAACAGUGAGCAUUUGCUGAUUCAGAUACUGUACAUAAAUACCAAGACAGUGAGCAAUUGCUGAUUCAGAUAUUGUACAUGCUGAUUCAGAUACUGUACAUAAAUAUAGAAAAAGAAUGUGAGCACUUGGUGUUUCAGAUACUGUACAUAAAUACCAAGACAGUGGGCACUUGCAGAUUUAGAUACUGUACAUAAAUACCAAGACAGUGAGCAUUUGCUGAUUCUUCAGAUACUGUACAUAAAUACCAAGAUAGGGAAGUAAAAAAUAGAUGGACAGAUCUUCUCUUAAAUGAAUUUAUAAUGAGGUUGACCAUGAGAAACACCAGUUUAGUAAAGAUAUGCUGCUAUUUAAUACUCUUUGUUUUUGGUGUAGAAUUUAUUUUCAUUAAUGCAACUUUGAUUUGGAUUUUUGUUAAAAUCAAAAAUGAAAUCACAGUAUUCAGUGAGCUUCAAGAUUUCUCAAUGGAGAAAGUUUUGAAACACUUUGAUAUGGGGAAAGCAGUUCAUUAUGGAAAAAAUGGAGGUUUUGUAAAGAUGAUGCAAGAAACAAUCGAAAGAGUGUACAUGGUAACAUAUCCUCCGCAGACCAAAAGCAGUAAAGAACCGCAAAUCAGUUUCUUUGGAAUUGAUUUCUCCCAAAAUAGGGAGGCAUCUUUAUUAAUAAAGAGAAUAAAUUCGAGACGGAACUUUCCAUAUAAACGGUUGAUUGUAGAUAUCGGAGCUAAUGAUGGAUUAGUAUCAAGUAAUUCAUUUAAUUUUAUUCAAUGGGGAUGGAGUGCUGUUUUAGUGGAACCACAGAUCACAGAAAUUAAAAUGGCUAAAGUUAAUACAUUUAGAUACAUUGACCCAUAUAAUGACAAAAGUCAAAAUGUUAGUUUUGAAAGGGCAGUCGUGGGUUCAAAGAAUGGAAUAGAAACCUUUGUGAUUACAUCCAAAUCAUUUUUCACAGAGAGUCAUCUCUAUAAUCCAGACGAACGGCUUACCAAAGGUGACAUUACUGUAAAAGUUCAAAGUUAUACUGUUAGUGAGAUAGCCAAAAAGAAUAAUAUCCCAAAAUAUUUUGGAAUUUUAUCUAUAGAUGCUGAAGGGUCCAGUUAUAAGAUUUUAAAGCAGUGGUUACUACUUGGUUAUAGACCUGCAUAUAUUAUAUGUGAAACUAUCCAUGAAAUACCAUUGUCAACUUUUUUAAGAGAAUUGAAAGGUAAAACAUAUCGUAUAAUGUCCAAAGUUGGGUGGAAUGUAAUUUUUGAAUACCAAGAUGCUGUACAUGAUGAUGAGAAUUAAGUAAGAAAAUCAGAUGGUGGCAGUAGAUCAAAUUUUGAUUUGGAUAAGGUACGGUACCGGGUAUACUAAAUACCAUUCACUACCCUUGUUUGGGGUUUUUGGAAGUUAUAUUUUAAACAUACAUUAUGCAAGAGCUAAAUCUGUCUAUUGCAGCUCUUUCUUUAGGCCUGAAAUGUUAUCUAAAUAAUUAAUUAGACAUUAAUUAACCUAUCCAGACCAUAAUCAUGAAAAUACAUAAAGCUGCACUUCUUUGUUCCAGGAUAAUCUGGUUUAAUAAGAUGUUAAAAGUAAUGUUAUUGAAUAGAUGGGACAAAAUAUUAAUCUGUUGUAUACUGGGGUUAUAAUUUAGGAACAAAAAAAAUUGUAUUUCCUAAUGAUUAUAAGAUGUAAAAUAACAUUCCGCUUUAUACCAUUCCAUGGCCUGAUGCUGAUAUCAAGUGAGGCUCCAAACAACUCAUCCUCAAAUUCGAAUUCUUACUUAUCAAAGCACUUGAUAUCUGCAGUUGAAAUCUGUGUCUGUCAUUGGCUAGCUCACAAGAUUGCAAUCAUUAUAGAGACUGGUCACAACAUGGUCAAUUUUAAGAUAUUGUUAAAUGUUAAAUAUUGUAUUGUAUUGUAUUGUAUUGUAUUUAUGUACCUUCUUUGUACUGUGUUACUAUGACGCUAUGAUGUCAUAGUCAUUCUUGUAUGAACUAAAUGUUGUUUACCUGAAGAGCUUAAUAAAAUAAGCAAAAGUGCUAGUAAUCAAAAAAUAAUGUAUUUUAUAUUUUUGUGUAUUUAAGAGUAGUUAUCUUUGUUAUAUGUUUUGUGAUAAUUUGUGCCUGACAAUGUCUGUGACAUGUGCCUUAGGUCAAGGCUUGGUUUUAACUAUGUUUUACCUGGAGAUUUUUCAUAUUUAUUAAAUUUUCUAACUUAUUAAUUGCAAAAAGUUCAGAACCUGGCAGCCCGACUUAUUACCAGAAUCAAAUUUCAUAAUCAUAUCACCCCAGUUUUAAUCAACUUCACUGGUUACCCAUCAUUUUUUAUUCUGUCCACAUUUUCAUGUGAAUGUAUUAUGCUGUCCCCCCUCUUGAGGGCUCCAUUCAAAUAUGUUUCUGGUCACAAUUUUUAAGUGCCCACACUGAAAUGUGGUUAUAUAUUGUCACUGCCCCAGUCCGUCAGUUCGUCAUCCACAAUUGCUUGUGGACGCUCGACUAGAGACUAAAUUUGUUAUCCGAUUGACUUGAAAUUUAUAUUCAGUGUCUAUGGUCAUGGGACGAAGAAGCCUAUUGAUUUGCGAUAAUUACUGACAGAGUUAUGGUUCUUCACCACUUUGGCAAAUCAUGUGGAUGCUUUAUUGGCUAAAGUUAUUAUCUGAUUGUCUUUAAAUUUAUACACCGUGUCUAUGGUCAUAAUUUCCCAUAACUUGACCAGCUAAAUUCAUAAUAUUACAAGUUUUGUACACUAAACGUUAGCAUGGACCAGACAAUUUCUAAUGAUUUCUGAUAAUUACUUAAUGGAUUGCCAUCUUCAUUAGCCCAGUUGGAGCAGAACAGUAGGACGUUAAGUUUAACCACAUUUCAUUUCAUUUCUUAAUGGAUUGUUACUUCUAAUCAGUUUUACUUUUUAUUGUCUUGCAAUUCCUUUCAUUAUCGACAACAAAAUUUGACAACCCUUAUGGACUGCUCAGACAACUAUUAGCUGCUGUGGGUAUAUGUUUCGUUGUCUGCCAACUUUUGUUUACACUACUUUAUAUAGUUAUUUUCAUAUAUAACUAUAAUUUUAUAAUUGUUAUAGAUUAUUUAAAAGUAAGUUUUUUCUAAUGUUUAUUGUACAUUUGUGGAAAUGUGCGCUAUAAUAAUUUUUUUAAUAGUAUGAAUUUUAUAUAUUAUUUAUUGCAAUUUUACAAAUCAUUUUUUAAAGGACAUGUAGGGUAUUUUUAAUAAUAAAAAAAUAAUUUUAUUCUAGAAUGUUUUAAG